GGUAGUAUACAAAUGUGUUUGCUUGUGGGCAGUUACAGGACGCUCACGUGCGAGGUGAAUCAUGGCAAGGCUCGGCCGCGAUAUCGGGACCACGCCCGAAACCCUGAGGACAAGAGCUAUCCCUUCUGUGGGUCGGCUCAGUUCGACGGGUUGACGAUGCGAAGCGAGGCCAUCGAGAAGCGGCGGAGUGGCCUCCGGUCCCGACCACUGCCCGGAAUUACGACGGUGGUGCUGCGUGGGGCAGCGGUCUCGUGGCGAACGUCCAAGGGGCCACUUCACGACGCGGUAUCUAAACUGUAUCCGCCGACUGGGUGUAGGAUUGAUUGAUUGUGUUUUUGGCGCAUUUUUUCCUCGUGUAGGACGAGUAAGUGACUCAGGCUUAUUGAAGCUUCGUUGAUCAUGUGCAAAUCCAAAGUCGGCGGUUGGCAUCAUGAUGUUGUAGAUGUACUUUUAUACUUUACUUUACUAAACUAUAUUUUUGCAGGUACUGAUGCCCCUCGUCGACUCUAUGGCGUCUAUAGAAGUGACGAGCAGGGAGGUUCGGUCGGCUGCGAGAGACCACCUGGAGUGGUAUAUCCUGGCGAGCAGACUCCUCCAGCUGCUGCAGAUUGCGCUGGAGGAUGUCGCACUGCCAGGGCAGGUUAUGGCAAUGGAGCUGGGCCCGGUAUUGAUCCAUCCUCAUCCUUUUGCCAGGACGACUGCGCCGCGCUGCGGCGGUUCGUCCUGGCGGGGCGCGAGACUUCCCGCGCAGACUUCCGCAGCCUGUGACGGCGAAGUGGCUGAGCCGCAUGACGGCGCGGAAGCAAGGCGGCGGGGCUACGCGACCGGUAUGGGCCCCCCCAGCUGUCGCCCGGGUGGCGCAGGCUUUGCGGCGCGGGCGCGCGGUGUGUCUUUCUUGUCUGCCGUGCCCGUGGGGCCCCGCCCGCCCCGCCCGGGGCCGGCAAGGAAGUGGCCCCAGGGCUGCUUCCCGCAUUUGGAAGCUUGCAAAACCCCACGGCGCCGAGGCCAGCCGGGGCGGGCGCGGCGCAUUCAUUCCGCCCUUAGGCCCGUUGCCAGGACUACAGCCUCCACCACUGUAGCCGGGCCGGGGGUGUGUUUGCUCUUUGUUCCAAACAUAUCCGGUGGCCCGGGCGCCUCCCAAUUCUGUACUCAGAU
Molecule: messenger RNA, 1155 nt
Organism: Amoebophrya sp. A120
Lineage: Eukaryota; Dinophyceae; Syndiniales; Amoebophryaceae
Source: the annotation of a GenBank genome assembly